GCACUCCGAUGGAUGGAUGGAUCCGGCCCUCUCUCUCUACUGGCCGGUCGGCUGGCCCUGAUGGCUACUAUAGCUAGCUGGGAGCUGCGGGCGUCGAUCGCUAGAUAGAUGACACAGAACUCACUCCACCACUCGUUUUUCAUGGAACCCUAGACGAAAAGUACCCUUGCUCUCCAUCUCCCUCUCGUUCUCCCCACCCCCACGGCCGGCCGGCCCCGGCCCGCUAGCAGCAAAAGAGAUCCCGUCCGAGAAGGGCGCUGCCGGCCGGCGCUAGCGCAUAUAUCUGUGUCAUCGCCAUCACCCACACCAUGGCCAGGGCAACACCACCAUACUAGUGUCUGUCGUCGCGCGUCCACCUGCGACGACUGUGAGCUAUAGCAGCCAUCGAUCUCGGCGAGCUGUGUGCCUGUCCUUGCCGCCGUCCUCCCCUCCCCCUCCGUCCCCUACGAAUCCAUUUCCGUGUGUGCUUGUGCUUGUGCUCCUGCUCCCUCCCCUCCCAGCUAGCUAGCCGCGACCUGCACCUGCACCACAGAUCGGCCGGCCGAUCGAUCGAUCGAUCAUAAAUUAAGCAGCUAGCUAGCAGCGAGAGGAGAAGAUGAUGAACUUAUCGGCUGCCGCCAACGCCGCCUGCGAUGAGUUCCCCUACGUGCCGUCCAACGCGGGCGCCGCUCCCCCUUCUCUGCUCCCAAUCAUGGACCAGGAGAACAGCAUCCAGAGGGAGCAUCAUCAUCAGCUGGGCUACAACCUCGAGGCCAACUCCCUGGCUCUGCUCCCCCCGUCCAACGCCGCCGCCGCCCACCACCACCACCACCACGCCACCACCAUCGCCGGCCACAGCCCCCACGACAUCCUUCAGUUCUACCCUGCCUCCGCCUCGCACUACCUUGCUAGCGGCGGCGGCGGCGGCAACCCCUACAGCCACUUCGGCUCCGCCGGGACCGGGAGCACCUUCCACCAGUCGUCGUACUACCCGCCGGCAGCGCCCGAGUACUACUUCCCCACCCUCGUCAGCUCCGCCGAGGAGAACAUGGCCAGCUUCGCCGCCACGCAGCUGGGGCUCAACCUCAACUACCGGACCUACUUCCCGCCGAGAGGCGGGUACACGUACGGCCACCACCCGCCGCGCUGCCAGGCCGAGGGAUGCAAGGCCGAUCUCUCCAGCGCCAAGCGCUACCACCGCCGACACAAGGUGUGCGAGCACCACUCCAAGGCGCCCGUCGUCGUCACCGCCGGUGGACUGCAUCAGAGGUUCUGCCAGCAGUGCAGCAGAUUCCAUCUCCUGGAUGAGUUCGAUGAUGCCAAGAAGAGCUGCAGGAAACGCCUAGCGGACCACAACCGUCGUCGCCGCAAGUCAAAGCCAUCGGAUGCUGAUGCCGGGGACAAGAAAAGGGCACAUGGGAACAAAGCAGCUGCUGCUAAAGACAAAGCAGGAAGCAGCAGCAAGAACAUGGACAUUGGAGAUGGGUUGGGUACACAGAUACUGGGAAGUGCACUCUUGUCCAAAGAACAAGAUCAAGCCAUGGAUCUUGGAGAGGUGGUGAAAGAAGCAGUGGAUCCCAAGGGGAAGGCAUCAAUGCAACAGCAUCACGGCAUCCAUCAACAGCAUCACGGCUUCCCCUUCCAUUCAUCAUCAGCAGGCUCUUGCUUCCCCCAGACCCAAGCCGUCUCGAGUGAUACCACAUCAAAUAUAGCUCAAGUGCAAGAGCCAAGCUUAGGGUUCCACCAUCAGCACCACCACCAACACAGCAACAUCUUGCAGCUCGGCCAGGCUAUGUUUGAUCUCGACUUCGAUCACUAGUCAAUAUGUGUGAUGCACUCUCUCGUUCUCACCCACCCACCCACCCUCUCGA
Sorghum bicolor (sorghum) is the source of this 1850-nucleotide messenger RNA. RefSeq names its product protein LIGULELESS 1. The coding region runs from base 596 to 1798 and encodes 400 amino acids. The record is from RefSeq and is a predicted model, not a curated record. Gene Ontology annotation, cellular component: nucleus. NCBI's taxonomy places the organism in Eukaryota, Viridiplantae, Streptophyta, Magnoliopsida, Poales, Poaceae. Gene Ontology annotation, molecular function: DNA binding. The transcript is spliced from 3 exons.